AUGAAUGCCUUUCAACACACGUUUGGUGACGUGUGUAACCCCAAAGGCAUAUGCCACAUUAGCACCAGAAACCUUUCCCUUCUCAACUCGAUUCCCUACAUCACCUAUGCCUCGGCGCUUUGGGUGGCCUCGGUGAUUGGAGAACGAUACGGACGCCGCGUUGUCUAUAUAUCAAUGAACAUCAUCUGUCUGGUUGGCAUAGCGAUCAGCUACACAUCCAAGUCCUAUGGGCAGAUUCUUGCUGGACGCUCUGUUGUCAACAUAUACACAGGCAUGGAAGGCUGGCUCAUUCCUCUCUUCAUCUCCGAAUUAGUUCCACCCCGCGUCCGCGGUGCAAUGGUUAGCACCUACGUCUUCGGUCGCCUCAUCGGAUCUCUGAUCAUUGGUAUUGUUGCCUAUGCCACAGCUCCUAUCCCUGGGGAUGAUUCCUGGAAGAUUCCAGUGGCUGUGUUGUUUUCUGUACCUUCUCUUGCCCUGCUCCUCACUUGGUUUGCCCUCUCCGUUUUGAAGUAUCUCAACGAUGGCCACCCUGGUUACGAUAUCGAUGAGGACAUGGCGCGGAUGAGAGUUUCACUCGAAAGGAAUGUUGAGGGAAGUGGCUGGAGGGAUCUUUUCAAGGGCCACAAUUUAAGACGUACCAGCAUUGCCAUGAUUGCCAACUUCUUCGCCCUAGCCUCUGGCCAAGCAUUCGCAAACACGUACGGCACUAUCUUCAUCAAGAGUCUCAAUGUCUAUAACCCUUAUGUCUUCACCAUCAUAAUCAAGGUUGGAGGCAUUGUCGGCGCCUUGACAUUCGCACUCCUAGUCGACCACGUUGGCAGGAGGUUCUUUUAUCAUACGCUUGCUCCGAUGGCGGCGAUUUGCAUGAUAGUGAUCGGAAGCGUCGGUGCUAUACACAACCCAAGCAAGCAGGCUAAGCUUGUCAUUGCCUCUAUGUUUCCCUGCUAUGGGCUUUUCUUGCUCGGAUCCUUUGCCCCAUUGGGCACACUCAUUCCUGCCGAAAUACCCUCUCCUCGACUCAGAGACAAGACAGCGAUGGCUGCUUUUACUGUCCAGAAUCUGACGAACUUUGUCACCACCUUUACGGUUCCCUAUCUUACAGAUGCUGGAUACGCCAACCUUGGAGCAAAGAUUGGCUUUAUUUAUGGCGCUCUCGGGCUUGCAGGCUGUGUCUGGGCUUUCUUCUACUACCCUGAGCUUGAAGGCCGUUCGCUUGAAGAAAUCGAUCUUAUGUUUAUCGAGAACAUCCCAGCUCGACAUACACGAAAUCCGUAUGAUGAGUACUCUGGGCCUACCAGAGAGUCACGCCAUCCGAGGGGUCCAUCGUUGUUGUUCUACAAGUGCUCAAUGUCGAGGCUCUCGUCUAUAAUCAAGUCCGCGUUACUUGAGUUGUACGGCACUCGGCACGGCGAUCGGAAGAGAGGGGGCAAUGUCAACGGACUUUCCGAUAAAGUUGCGACUUUAAACGGGCGUCUCCAAGAGUGGCGUAGAAGUCUAGCUCGGAAGCUUAUAUUUGAUGUUUAUCCAUUAUCGGAGUUUCAGGCCCCGCAUGGCCGUGAAAGGACUGAACGAGAAUUCGAAAACUCUCUGUUCCGUCUGCAAGCGCUUUUUCUCAAGUUGGCGUACGAGAAUGCGAAAAUCUUGACCAAUAGGCCUCUUCUAUCCUUCAGAAAAACUAGCACUACUUCAAUGACUGACCCAUUUCGGGCAGCCAUACAACAGUGUAAGGAAGCUUCACUGUCGAUAUCUAGAGCUGCUUCGACGCCGUACCUCUUGGAAGCAUCUGAGACAUAUGCCAUAGCUGUUGUGUCAUUGCACCUGUUGACGGCAGGUGUGACACUGUGUAUCUCGAUAACGCUCGAUCAUUUGGCUCCUGACUCGACCGAAGUCAGAUCUAGGAUACGGCAGUUGAUGCAGGUACAGGCCCUUCUCAAGGAUAAGUCAAUUUUUGCCGCCCAGAGCCGGGAUAUCACGAAAAGACUCGCGAAUCUGGUGAUGGCAAAAACAGGCAAGGAGAGGUCAGAGACGGGGGUUUUGAGUAGUGCAUACCCAGAAGUCCCUGGAGGAGACUGA
This is a messenger RNA of Fusarium verticillioides 7600, 2073 nucleotides long. RefSeq lists its product as hypothetical. Lineage: Eukaryota; Fungi; Ascomycota; Sordariomycetes; Hypocreales; Nectriaceae. Gene Ontology annotation, cellular component: membrane. Gene Ontology annotation, biological process: carbohydrate transport; transmembrane transport. The record is from RefSeq and is a predicted model, not a curated record. Bases 1 to 2073 code for a protein of 690 amino acids. Gene Ontology annotation, molecular function: carbohydrate:proton symporter activity. The transcript is spliced from 6 exons.